This is a messenger RNA of Choloepus didactylus (southern two-toed sloth), 931 nucleotides long. RefSeq names its product nucleoside diphosphate kinase B. Gene Ontology annotation, biological process: UTP biosynthetic process; regulation of apoptotic process; GTP biosynthetic process. The transcript is spliced from 5 exons. Gene Ontology annotation, molecular function: nucleoside diphosphate kinase activity. The record is from RefSeq and is a predicted model, not a curated record. NCBI's taxonomy places the organism in Eukaryota, Metazoa, Chordata, Mammalia, Pilosa, Megalonychidae. The coding region runs from base 162 to 530 and encodes 122 amino acids.
CGGCCGCCACGCGGGUUGGGCACGGGGCCCUCAGAGGCGUGCCCUCCCCUCCACGCCCCGCCUCUUCUCCGCGGGCGGCUUGCGCGUCGGGUGGUCGCUCCGGGUCUCUGCUCCCCACCGCAGCGCAGGCGCCGCCCGGCACCCCGUCAACUUCCCGGACCAUGGCCAACACCGAGCGCACCUUCAUCGCGAUCAAGCCGGACGGCGUGCAGCGCGGCCUGGUGGGCGAGAUCAUUAAGCGCUUUGAACAGAAGGGUUUCCGCCUCGUGGCCAUGAAGUUCCUUCGGGCCUCUGAGGACCACCUGAAGCAACACUAUAUUGACUUGAAAGACCGCCCAUUCUUCCCAGGGCUGGUGAAGUACAUGAACUCAGGGCCAGUCGUGGCCAUGGUCUGGGAGGGACUGAAUGUGGUGAAGACAGGUCGAGUGAUGCUUGGGGAAACCAAUCCAGCGGAUUCUAAGCCAGGCACCAUUCGUGGGGACUUCUGCAUUCAAGUUGGCAGGUACUCAAGUUUCCCACAGAGCCCGUAAAGCCAAGAUGUUGGUAGUGUGCGCCAUGCGACUGGCUUCUUGUGCCCAGAUCAUGCAGAGUCCUGGGUUUAAUUCAUCGAGCCUGAGAAUGAAGAUUGCUGUAACUCCUGCUUUGGAAGUCUUCUAGGCUUUAAAGUUUAUGGGAAGAUUCUUGAAAGUUAAAGAUUUGGGAAGUGUGAGGAUGUCACAUUUACAGUAAGCCCCUCUCAGCAAUGGUGUUUAAGAUAAAUAUCCAGUAAUUUAACAGCUGAAUUCACAUAUAUUUGACACAUGAGAACCAACUUGCGUUGAUGAUCUGCAUUUAUGUCCCCAAAGAGUCAGUAUUAAGAAAUGUUGACAUGCGAUUCCAUACAUUCUUACACUAUAUUAAAGUAAUAAAUUUUCCUUCCAGUAACAACUAC